This is a messenger RNA of Alosa alosa (allis shad), 2374 nucleotides long. It is a transcript of the gene sox19b, whose product is annotated as SRY-box transcription factor 19b. NCBI's taxonomy places the organism in Eukaryota, Metazoa, Chordata, Actinopteri, Clupeiformes, Clupeidae. Gene Ontology annotation, biological process: anatomical structure morphogenesis; regulation of DNA-templated transcription; cell differentiation. The record is from RefSeq and is a predicted model, not a curated record. Bases 425 to 1306 code for a protein of 293 amino acids. Gene Ontology annotation, molecular function: DNA-binding transcription factor activity, RNA polymerase II-specific; RNA polymerase II cis-regulatory region sequence-specific DNA binding. The transcript is spliced from 2 exons.
UUAUUACUAAGGACCACAUGAGUGAAAGGGGGAACUUUUUUGUAUUACCUCAGUUCUUUGGCUGAGUGAAUCGGUGUUCAACAAGUGUCUGAGUUCUCUAAGAAUCACACUUUCUCAAAGACUAUUUGUUUACUUUACUGUGUAAACAGUUUGCUUACUCCUCAUUGAAACCUUGACGUCGCUGACAAAAGGUAAUGAAAUUUUUUACACGCGCGUGACUUUAAUUACUACGACUAUUAUUCUGCGUAAAUCAGCGUUCGUAUUCUAGGCGGUAAUUUGUUUUAUUUGAACAGGCAAACCCGGCUGCAGGCGACAGAGGCUUCACCUGCACGGGUUUGUUUGAUUUGAUCAUCAAGUAUCCUAACUGGUGUUCAAGAACAUUCACCUUUGUUUAAUCUGGAACUAAAUAGGCCUACGUUUCGAAAUGUAUAGUUUGAUGGAGCAUGAGUUGAAAACUUCUGGACACCCGCAAUCGCACCACAACGGCCAGGGCAUGUCCCCUAUGGCUGGAAACACUCAUACAGGGUCCAAAAACGCGUGUCCACCCGGUGGAGACCCUAUGGAUAAGGUCAAAAGACCUAUGAACGCUUUUAUGGUGUGGUCGCGGGGUCAGCGGCGCAAGAUGGCACAGGAGAACCCCAAGAUGCACAAUUCGGAAAUCAGCAAACGCUUGGGAGCUGAGUGGAAGUUGCUCACGGACGCCGAAAAGAGGCCAUUCAUUGAUGAGGCCAAGCGUCUCCGUGCAGUCCAUAUGAAGGAGUAUCCCGACUACAAGUACAAGCCACGUCGUAAAACCAAGCCUCUGCUUAAGAAGGAUAACCAGAUUGGCAAAUAUCCAUUGUCAGCCGGCAACCUGCUGGCAGCUGCGGCAGCCCAGGGAUCAGGUGGAAGCCCGAGAAUGGACAGUUAUGGCUGGGGACCCGCGGGGGGUUAUGCAGGCAUGCAGGGAGAGGCACUUGGUUAUCCACAGCAACUUCAUCGCUACGAUUUAUCAGCCCUGCAAUACCCGUCCUCUAUGGCAGCCGCUCAAAACUACAUGAAUGGCGUUAAUUCUUACAGCUCCAUGCCCUACAGUAACAGCCCCCAGCAAGGGAGUCCGGUGAUGUCCAUGGUGAAACCAGAGCCCAUUGCUCAUUCUCCAACUGGGGCCCCAAACCACCACCGUGGCCCUCUCCAGGGGGACCUGAGGGACAUGAUCAGCAUGUACAUCCCCAGUGGCGACACAAGUGACCAUAAUGCCCAGAGAGGCUACUCCAGUGUACAGCAGCACUAUCUUGGGGGAACUGUGCCACUCACUCAUAUCUAACGAACACUGCAAAGAGAAGACAUGUCCACAGGACACCUUCCGGAGGCCAGGUCUGCACUCCCCGUCUUCCAAUCACAAAGACCACCCGCCUCCUUAUUAACAACGCUAGUGAACAGUGACUGAGAUGGGCUAAAGAGCUACCUCCUCUCUCUCCAGUCUAUGGUUUGUUCUUCACGCUGCUGUUGGUGUCCAGUCAUGUGUUGUGGACUGGCCCUCUCUGAGUCCCACUGUUUUAAGAAUGCUGCUUGGUGAUACUCUCUUGACGUCUUGCCAUGUAUGAAGGUCUGGUUUACAUAAUGUUUUUAUGUGAUUUUAUAAGUGUGUGUGUGUGUGUCUUUGUUUGUGUGUGUGAGAAAGAGAGACAGACAGAGGGAGAGUGCAUGUGUACCAUGCUCCUUUUAAAUACACAUACACAAUUCCCUUUUUACGUAGUUUAAAAAUCUUGAAAUUCCACAAUGUACCCUUGUACGUUCUGGCAACGCAAAUGGUUGUUUGUACAGAUCAAGGUAGAUUGUCCCAUAAACAUGUUGGCACAAAUGUCUUUUAAAUGACAUUUAAGACAUUGAUUAACCAGAGAUCUGAUGCGCUGUAAUCGAUCAAAUUGACCACAUGGACACUGAAAGUUUGGUCUGAAGUCAGUGUCAUUCAAAUAAAGUCUGUAAUUUGUAUUUUUAAGGCAUUUAGGAAGAGACCCACAAUUUAAUCACCUGAAGCCUUUCUUAUUGUUCACUACAUUGAACUGCUGAUAUUCGGUGAGAUUAUUGAAAGGUUAUUUUAAUUUUAACGCGACCAGAAUUAUCUACUAUGGUUUUAUUUUGAAAAUGUGCAUGCUCAGAUCUGUAUAGCACUACAGUGGAAUCCUAUGGGUUUCUUUAGUGGACACUGGCAUAUCUUGCCAAGACACUGUGAUCACUCCAAAUAGACUUGCCAUGGUGUUUCCCCGUAAAUGUUUGUGGUGUGCCCUUUUUUUUUUUUUUUUUUUUAACCUACUGGCCACAUUUGUAAACAGAGUGCUUAGAUUUUUACUGUUGCAUUCUUUUGCACAUUGUGUAUCUUUUGUAAAGUGAG